This is a messenger RNA of Mauremys reevesii (Reeves's turtle), 4038 nucleotides long. RefSeq names its product potassium voltage-gated channel interacting protein 2 (gene KCNIP2). Gene Ontology annotation, biological process: regulation of potassium ion transmembrane transport. The transcript is spliced from 8 exons. Lineage: Eukaryota; Metazoa; Chordata; Testudines; Geoemydidae. Bases 106 to 813 code for a protein of 235 amino acids. Gene Ontology annotation, cellular component: voltage-gated potassium channel complex. The record is from RefSeq and is a predicted model, not a curated record. Gene Ontology annotation, molecular function: calcium ion binding; potassium channel regulator activity.
CUCCCGACCCCUUCGCGGGGAGGCAGCGAGUCCCAGCCCGGCGCCCGCGCUGGCAGGGGGGUGCUGGCACCGGGGGGCACCGGGGUGGGCGCCUGGGAUGGAGCCAUGGAGAGGGCAUCCCCACACAGCGACAGCCUGCUCUACGCCUCGCUGAUCGUCAUCCUCCUCCUCAUCUCCUACUGGUUCACCACCAAGUGCUUCAAGAUCAUCAGCGGCAUCGAAGACAGCGCGGAGGACGAGUUCGAACUCUCCACCGUCUGCCAUCGCCCCGAGGGGCUGGAGCAGCUGCAGGAACAGACCAAGUUCAGCCGCAAGGAGCUGCAGGUCCUGUACCGGGGCUUCAAGAACGAGUGCCCGACUGGCCUCGUUAACGAGGAGAACUUCAAACAGAUCUACUCCCAGUUCUUCCCACAGGGAGACUCUGGCACGUACGCUGCUUUCCUCUUCAACGCGUUCGACACCGACCAUGACGGCUCGAUCAGCUUCGAGGACUUCGUGGCCGGCUUGUCCGUGAUUCUCCGAGGCACCAUAGACGACCGGCUCAGCUGGGCCUUCAACCUCUAUGACCUGAACAAAGACGGCUGCAUCACCAAAGAGGAAAUGCUGGACAUCAUGAAAUCCAUCUACGACAUGAUGGGCAAAUACACGUACCCGGCCAUGCGGGAGGAGGCCCCCCGGGAGCACAUGGAGAACUUUUUCCAGAAGAUGGACCGGAAUAAGGACGGGGUGGUCACCAUCGAGGAGUUCAUCGAGUCGUGUCAGAAGGACGAGAACAUCAUGAGAUCCAUGCAGCUCUUCGACAACGUGAUCUAGCCUCUGCCGGCCUCGCCACCGGGCCAAGCUCCCGCUUCUCUCUCGUCUCUUCCUCUGAGACCCUCCCGUCCUGGCUGCGCAGCCCCCCUGAAAGGGCUGGAUGGCGCCGCAGGGGAAGGAUUUGGGCUCCAGGAGACGGUGGCGGCACCUACGAUGAAGGGACCUUCCCUUGCCCUGGGGCUAGCGGCGGCUCUGCCUGCCGGGGGGACGUGCUCCUGGGGGCGGAGCGUGGGGGCAGAAGGCAAGCGCUGUCCCGGGGCACCUGGGCCCAAACGGACCUUCCUACGCCCAUAGCAGGGAAGCGGAGCUGCCUGGCUCUGGACAGCACCCACCCCGUCCUGCUAGGCCUCCACCGCGCAGCAAGCAGCUCCCGCACCCCGGCUCCCAGGGAGCCCCGCUCUGGAGGAUUCAGAGCUGGCUCCUUCCCUCCCUCGUCUCUGGCCCCAGCUCCCGGACGCUGUCCAGCGGGGGGGGGGGGGGGGAGUGGGUCCCGCACCCACCGGUUCCAGGUGCUUUUGGCAAACCUGGGCCAGUCCCCAUCGCCGUUCAUCACAGGGGCCGUCAGCCCGCCCGGGAGAUGCCCUCUGCUGCUUCCGCCUUCUCCGAGGGGGGUGGGCAGAGGGGCAGGGCCGGGUGCCCGGGAGGAGGCAGCCAGGCUGGGCACGUCCCUGCGCGCUCACGGGCGAGUGGCCUGCGUUAGGCGGCGGGAGCAGGAGGCUGGGCUGGCCUGAGAGCCCGGGGCAGGGAGCGGCUGGGGACUGGUCCGGGAAGCGCUGGGGCAGCGGCUGUCGGGGCCGAGCCAGGAGGCGCCGGUCUCGCACCACGUCCCAGCCGCUCGGGGAGCCGCACCGGGGCAGGGGGGUGGCCCCGUGGCUCCUGGCAGAGGGGCCUGGCUGGCAGGGCUGGUCAGCGUGGCGGGCAUCGAGCCCAGAGGAGCUGUGGGGGGGCUUGCAGACGGCUGGGGGCAGAGGGGGCGCCAGGAAUCCAGCUGGCACUUUGUGCCUGGGCGAAACGUUUCCCUUCGAUGAUCUAGCGCACGGGCCCGGCCCGGCCCAGGUUAGCCCCCGGGCUGUCACCGAUGCGAGGGGGCGGGGGGGCUGUCGUGGAGAAGCAGAGUCCAGUCCGGGGCUCAUGGCCAGGCUCCCUGGCCGGCUUUUCAGUUCCUGGCGCUCUACCGCUCCCGGGCCCUGCUCGCUGCUGGCUCCAGGGCACAACCUGCUUCUUUCCUGCCUGCGGCUCCCCGCUGCCCCGUCACUCCGGUCAGCCGCAGCGGGCGGCACGCGGCAGGGCCAGUGGGCACCGCUCCCUGGAGUGCCAGUGGCUCCGGGGUCUCCCCUGCCCAGCUGCUGAGAUCUCCCCCCCAGCCCUGCCAGCUGCCCCCCAGGGGAGAAAGGGGCUAGGAGCCCCGAGAGUGUCGCUCAGGCAGCUGCCGAGGGCCCUGUCCCCAGGCCGACGCGGGCGGGUGAUGGGGGCCGGGGGCUGCACAGAGGGUCCCAGAGGAGCCCAGAAGCCGGGCAGACGGCCGGGAUGGCGCUGGGUGAGGGGAUAGCUCGGCAGCCAGCCGGCCGUCUGCCUUGGGCCGACAUGGGGCAGGACAGGCUGGGAGCCAGAGCGACCCAGGGGGCUUGUGCCCUUCCCAGGCGUCAGCGCCGCCAGCGCCCGCCUGGCAGCCUGGUCCCUGGGUCCCUCUGAUGACAGGGGCGUGUCACUCCCUAGCGCCCCAGGGCAGGGCAGCCGUCCCCGCGGGCGUCUUCUCACCAGCAGCGGCCAGUGCCUGGGGCGUCAGAGGACAAUGUGGCCCCAUCUCCUGCCCUGCUCUGCAGAUUAGCUCCAGCCUGGCUCUGAGCCGCCACAGCCCCUUCAACGCGCUCUGCAGACGUGGUUCCUGGUCACAGCGAUGGCCUUGUUGGAGCCGUGCUGAGCCAGCUGCCAUUACAGUCUCCUGCAGCGGCAAGUUCCACAAGUCAAUUGCAUGCUGCACCAAGGCGCAUCCCGGGACCUGCCCCCCCGUCCCGGCCCCGCCAGGUGGGGUCUGCUCCCCGUUCCUGAGAGCUGAGUGGAGCCGUUCAGCUGGGCGGGGGGGCGGGCUCAGCGGGCUCCUAGCCUGCAGGCCUCGGCGGUGGUGGGAGUGGUGGGAUGAGCGCUGCUGCCAGGGCUCAGGGUGUGCGGCACAGGGCAGAGCCAGAGGCAGCCUGGGGAAUCUCCCCGGGGAAGCAGCUCCGUGAGCAGGGCCCAUCCGCUGGGAAAGCCGGGUCCAGCAGGCAGCCCUGGCCAGCCAUCACCCCUGGCUUUGGAGGGCUGUUCAUUCCCUGCCCAGCCCGCGUGGCCCGCGGCCUGUCCUGCUCUCGCUGGGUACGGGCAGGGGAGCCCUGUGCCCUGUGCCGCUGGAGCUCAGGUGGUGCCCGGGGCAGACAGCCCAGCCAGCGCCCGGCUGCCCAAGCUGCAGCGUCUGUCAGGGAGCGGGAGCCGAGGGCUGGGCUGGCGCCAGCUCAGCAGCGCCCAAGUGGGGGAGGCGGGAGGGCUUGUGGGGGCCACUGCUGAUUAGCAAAGGAAACGAGCCGGGCUGGAGCCGCCCUGUGCAUGGGCCCCUGUCCCUGGACGGGGACAGACCGGGAGGCUGGCGCCCCCCAGGUCGCUGGUGCUCAAGCCCCGCAUGCUCUGGGCCCGGGGCAGGACCAUCCCCCCCGGGGUUUUCUGCAGGCUGGGGAGCCGGGGCUCCCUCCCGUGCCCCACGAGCCGUUCCCAGCAGGGUCCGGCUCCCGGACGCUGGCCGACCAUGCGCCCUCCUCCUCCUGCCCCAGAGAUCUCGCUGUCAGGACGAGUUGUUCCAUCCCCCGGCCCUGCCCCAGGGCCCAGCUCUCAGCCCCACCCCUUGCUGGAACCGGCGCCCCAGCACGCUUGGCUCCUCGCGGCCCCCCCGCCCCAAGCCCCUAACCUGAGCGAGGGCCCCUUUGUGGGUGGGGCUGAGCCUCACUCUCAUCCAGACAGCCCCGCCCCCCUCCACCUGGUGGGGCUGGGGUCGCCCUGGGUUGGGGGGAGCAUUGUCCUUUCAGCUCCUCUCCUGCCCCGUGCGCCGGGGUCCAGCGCCAGUGCCCAGCCCCCGGCCGCAUGGCGUGUGCCCCUCACCGGGCGCUCGGCCCCACUAGCCGCUUCGCAUUUUCAACUCUGUAUAUUUUGUAUAAUAACAACGAUCAAAAGUACAAUAAAAUCCAACCACAGUCGCUA